Messenger RNA from Chlorella variabilis, 651 nucleotides. RefSeq lists its product as hypothetical. Gene Ontology annotation, cellular component: ESCRT I complex. The transcript is spliced from 6 exons. The record is from RefSeq and is a predicted model, not a curated record. Bases 1 to 651 code for a protein of 216 amino acids. Gene Ontology annotation, biological process: protein transport to vacuole involved in ubiquitin-dependent protein catabolic process via the multivesicular body sorting pathway. Lineage: Eukaryota; Viridiplantae; Chlorophyta; Trebouxiophyceae; Chlorellales; Chlorellaceae. Gene Ontology annotation, molecular function: protein-containing complex binding.
AUGAACUGCGGGGAUGCGAACUUGGACACGCUUCUGGUGCGGUUCACAAACAAAAAGGAGCGUGAAAUACUGGAACAGUAUGCAGACUUGUAUGCCAUCUUGAAGACGACAGAGAAGCUAGAGCGGGCGUAUGUGCGGGACGGGAUCAGCGCCAAAGAGUAUGAGCUGGCGUGUGAGAAGUUGAUAGGGCAGUUCCGCACUCUGUGGGACACUGUGCGCAGCUCGGUGCCCGAUGUGGAGCAGUUCAUGGCCACCUACAACAUGCAGUGCCCCAUGGCAGCCAAGCGGCUGAUCCACUCGGGCAUGCCCGCCACCAUAGAGCACAACGUGCGGCCGGCGCGCGACUCCACCGCCUCCACCGCCAUUGCGGUGGCGGAGACGGUGCAGCACUUCAUCACCGCCAUGGACUCGCUCAAGCUCAACAUGGUGGCGGUGGACCAGAUCUACCCGCUGCUCAGCGACCUGGUGCAGGCGAUGAUGAAGGUCAGCACGCUGCCGCCCGACAUGAACGGCAAGAAGUCGGUGCGGUCGUGGAUGAGCAAGCUGCACGGCAUGCCCGCCAGCCACGAGCUCAAGGACGACGAUGUGCGGCAGCUGCUGUUCGACCUGGAGAGCGCGUACAACGAGUUCAUGGCCAACCUGCCUCGAUGA